AUGGCGAGUAAUUUUUGGGUUACUCGUAGAGAAAUAACUCAAAACAAUGGGCGCACUCGUCCUAAUGAGUAUGAGAAUCAAAUCUCCAAUAAUCAUUUAUUGUCAAAUACUCACUUUCAAACACCACAAAAUCCUUUCACAAAUCUCAAUAAUUACAAUCUAGGGAGGUAUCAGAAUAAUACUGUUGCUACUGCUACACCACAACCAAUGGUUCAAUUCUCAUUCUCUAGCAAUAACCCUUCCUCCUUCCUAACACCAGUUCGAUAUGGUCGAACAUUGCCUUUGAGUUCAAGAAACAAUCCUUUCAUUCCUUCUUAUCUUCCAAAUUCAUCUCAAAAUCCAUCAUCGAAUUUAGGCAACACUCUUUUCAUUCCCCCUUCUCUUCCAAUCUCGUCUCGAAUUUCCUCCUCGAGAUCAGACAAUACUCCUUUAAUUUCUUCUAAUCUUCCAAACUCAUCUCGAAUUUCCUCAUCUAUUUCAGGCAACACUUCUCUCAUUCCUUCUUAUCCUCGUAACGCAUCUCAGAAUUCCUCAUCUAAUGGUGUUACAACUAGAUAUCGUAAUUCUUUGAGACCAGUUCUUCAUAAUCAACUAAAUGCUCGAUAUUCUCCAUAUCCGGAGGGUUCCAAUCACAUAAGUAAUAUCAACCCUUUAGUAUUGAAUGACUCUAAUCCUCGUUCAAGGAUUGAAUUGAUUAACUAUCAAGGUUUGGAGGAUAUUGAUAUGCUUAAUGCAAAUCCUAACAAUAAUAAUAACAACCCUUUAGCAUUAAAUGAUUGCAAUCCUCAUUCAAGGAUUGAUUUGAAUAACUACCAAGGCCAUGGAAAUGCUAGUUUUGAUUCAACAGUGGAGCAUCGUGUGUUUAAUGGUGGAGAAACUGAUGCUUGGAGAGAGCCAGUAACUACUUCUGUUGUUAGUUUCAAUGAAACAGAAACUCAAAAGAAAGAGCUACUUCUUUUCAAGGAUGACAAGAAUACAAUUCCAACCAGAUCUGUUAUUGAAAUUGAUGAUUCAAGUGAUGAUGAGCAUUUGGAUCUCUCACUUCGUCUUUAA
Messenger RNA from Vicia villosa (hairy vetch), 1053 nucleotides. RefSeq lists its product as uncharacterized. The transcript has 3 exons. The coding region runs from base 1 to 1053 and encodes 350 amino acids. NCBI's taxonomy places the organism in Eukaryota, Viridiplantae, Streptophyta, Magnoliopsida, Fabales, Fabaceae. The record is from RefSeq and is a predicted model, not a curated record.